Aplysia californica (California sea hare) is the source of this 288-nucleotide messenger RNA. RefSeq names its product gamma-secretase subunit PEN-2. NCBI's taxonomy places the organism in Eukaryota, Metazoa, Mollusca, Gastropoda, Aplysiida, Aplysiidae. Gene Ontology annotation, biological process: Notch receptor processing. The record is from RefSeq and is a predicted model, not a curated record. Gene Ontology annotation, cellular component: gamma-secretase complex.
CUGUAAUUGUAAAGAUUAGUGAUGCGUCGUAAACCCGGAAAAAAGGAAACGGAGACAGCCACAGCCCCUGAAAAUAGUUCUGAACAUAUUUGGAAAAAUUUGUGCUUUUGCUGACUGGAGAAAUGGACCUUCGGCGAGUGAAAAAUGAAGAAAAACUGGUGCUCUGUCGCAAGUAUUAUCAUGCUGGCUUCUUCAUCCUGCCCUUUCUGUGGCUGGUCAACUUCGUCUGGUUCUUCAACGAGGCGUUCCGCAAACCCUUGUACACAGAGCAGUCUCAGAUCAGAUCUU